This is a messenger RNA of Caenorhabditis briggsae, 975 nucleotides long. The coding region runs from base 1 to 975 and encodes 324 amino acids. NCBI's taxonomy places the organism in Eukaryota, Metazoa, Nematoda, Chromadorea, Rhabditida, Rhabditidae. The transcript is spliced from 4 exons. The record is from RefSeq and is a predicted model, not a curated record.
AUGUCGAAAUCGAAAUAUUCGAUUUUUCCGAAUUUUUCAAAAUGUAUUCCAUUUUUCUACAGUACUCUAGUUAUUUUAUUGGCGAUUGGCCAAGUUUUGGACAUGCUUUACAGUCCGAAAUGGCGAAAUGAGAAAGGAUUGUUCGUUUUUGUCUUCGGAUUUCCGAUUUUCAAUAUUUUGGUUUUCCUGGCAUCACUUUUGCUCAUUUGGAUUCUCAAAAAGAUUCUCAACGCUUUAUUUGGAUUUUGUCAUUUAACGAAUGAGAGAAAAUGGAGAAUAUGGCUGGGAAUCGGAUAUAUUGGAUGCCUUUUAUUUGGCUUUUUGCCAAGGAUUCGAGCGCUUUGGGCCGGAGAUCUAAAAGGAGAUUUAUUGAUCACUAUCAAUGUAUCAAUGCUGUGCGCAUUUGGAAUCAUCAUUUUCUAUUGCUUCUUCCUUUCUCCCGCCAAAAAAUCUCUAAAAAUCUUUUUUAAUUUAUCUGAUUAUCUAUUUUGGACCCUUCUAAUUACCCAAUUAGUCAUUAUGAUAAUCAAUUUGAUUUAUGGAAUUUCACUCAAAGAUUCGGAAAAAAUGAUAAUGAUUAUGGUCUGUGAAUUGGCAUUUUCCCCAGUUUUUUGCUACAGUACUCUGGAAUUUUUGAUGAUUUGGCGAGGAAAUUAUGAAUUCGAAAACACUGAAAAUCAAGGAGAAGAAAUGCAAAAAUUCAAUGAUUUGGAAAAUGGAGAAAAUUCGGGAAACUUAAAACUGGAAUGCAAAAUAUGUGAUCUCGGCUACAGCACCUACCGUACUCCGCGAAUUCUCAAAGAAUGUGGACACACGAUUUGUGAAAAAUGUAUCGAGCAAAUUCUGGAACAAGCUGAACAAAAAUUGGAAAUUGAUUGUCCAUUCUGCCAAAAAACUACAGUAAUCCAAGGCUCCGCCAGUGAUCUCCCAAAGAAUUUCGCCCUCAUCGACAUUAUAAAUAAUAUCUUUAAUUGA